AUGGCGGAGGAGGAGCGGAUCCUGGUGUCGGUGCGGCUGCGGCCGGUGAACGCCCGGGAGGCGGAGCGCGGCGACGGCUCCGACUGGGAGUGCGCCGGUCCGACCACGCUCAUGUUCCGCGGCAACAUCCCCGAGCGUGCCAUGUUCCCCGCCACCUACACCUACGACAGGGUGUUCAAUCCGGAGUGCAACACGCGGCAGGUGUACGAAGAAGGGGCCAAGCAGGUGGCCCUAUCGGGGCUCAGCGGCAUCAACUCAAGCAUAUUUGCGUAUGGUCAGACGAGCAGUGGGAAGACGUAUACAAUGGUCGGCAUCACGGAGCAUAGCAUGUCAGACAUCUACGACCACAUUGACGAGCAUCCCGAGAGGGAGUUCGUCUUGAAAUUUUCAGCGAUGGAGAUAUACAAUGAAGCAGUGAGGGAUCUCUUGAGCCCCGACGCAACACAACUAAGACUUCUUGACGAUCCAGAGAAAGGAACUGUGGUAGAGAAACUCACGGAGGAAACUCUUAGGGACAAAGGUCAUCUCUUGGAGCUCCUUGCAGUUUGUGAAGCUCAAAGACAGAUUGGGGAAACUGCUUUGAAUGAAACAAGCUCCAGAUCUCAUCAGAUACUCAGACUGACCAUAGAGAGUUCGGCAAAGCAGUUCAUGGGACGAGGCAACUCAAGCACACUUAUGGCUUGUGUGAAUUUUGUUGAUUUAGCCGGAAGUGAGCGCGCCUCUCAGACGCAGUCAGCUGGUAUGAGGCUAAAGGAGGGCAGCCAUAUUAAUAGAAGUCUGCUUACACUUGGAAAGGUCAUUCGGCAACUCAGCAAGGGGGGAAAUGGCCAUAUACCUUACAGAGAUUCAAAGCUCACUCGAAUCCUACAGUCAUCUUUGGGCGGCAACGCAAGAACUGCCAUUAUCUGCACGAUGAGCCCAGCACAAUGCCACAUCGAGCAAUCUAGGAACACACUUCUGUUCGCAAACUGUGCAAAAAACGUAGUUACUAAUGCAAAAGUUAACGUGGUGAUGUCAGACAAGGUGUUGGUGAAGCAUCUUCAGAGAGAACUUGCAAGGUUAGAGAACGAGCUGAAAUUACCUGGAUCAGUCUCUUGCAGCACUCACGCUGAGAUUUUGAGAGAGAAGGAUGAACUGAUUAAACAGCUGGAAGAACAGUUGAAGGAAUUGAUGGAGCAAAGAGACACCGUUCAAUCUCAACUUGACAAUUUUCGCAGGGUUGCAAGUGAGGGAAAUAUCAGUGACCGCACAACAAGGCGAUGGGAUGAACAUAACCGGUCUUCAGACUCCCUUCCACGUAAUGUGUCUGAAGACUUGCUUUCUUCUUCUGAUACUUAUGAUGCAAUCUAUGAAGAUCAAACGAUGGAUGAACAUUCAGUGCCUAAUUUGCAUCAACCAAGAGGCCACAUUUCUAAUAGCAUAGAAACAUUUCAAGCAAACAUCAUGCCUUCAUCUGAGCUAACUGAGGAGCAUUGCAAAGAAGUCCAGCACAUCGAGACAAAUGAGCUCAUGAGGAGUCAAGCAUUCUUUCCUGCUGAUCAUGAUGGCACAAACAAUGAUGAAGGGAAGCAUGGUGAAAGCAUGGUAGACACAACAGACAGUGCCAUCAAACUCUAUACAUGUGAUUCUGACCCAUCUUCUGAUACUGAUACUGAAAAACCUAACAAUGACGAAUCUUUGGCCCUGAAGAGGUGUGUUAUAAGCUCCAGGGACAGUGUACUGACUAGAAGUAAAAGUUGCAGAGCUAGUUUCAUGGUCAUUCCAAAUAGUUGGUUUGAUGAUUCAAUGGAUAUGAAAAUAACAACACCAGGUGACAUUUUCAAAUAUGCUCCUAUAAGGCCAGAGAAGGUAAGGAGGAGCUUGUAUCCUGAAAACGUUGCAUCUGACACAGUUGUAGACAAGAACACUUGCAAUGACGAAGAGGAAGGCUCCAUAAAUGACAUCAGCUGCAUUCCAGAAGUGAAAGAGAAGAUAGAAGAGUGCCAUUUUUCGGACAUGAAAAACGCCGAAGAUGUUGGCAUCGCAAGCACUGUUGACUCUCCUUCACGGUGGCCUAUUAAUUUUGAGAAAAAACAGAAGGAAAUCAUUGAGUUAUGGCAUGAAUGCAAUGUCUCUAUAGUACACAGGACAUAUUUCUUCCUCCUCUUCAAGGGCGACAACGCAGAUAGUAUCUACUUGGAAGUGGAGCAUAGAAGAUUGUCCUUCAUUAAAGGUUCUUUCAGAGCUGGGUUUGAGGAUAGUGCUACCGUUGCAUCAAGCCUAAGAAAUGUCCGGCAUGAAAGAGACAUGCUCUACAGGCAAAUGCUAAAGAAACUGCAUCUUCUAGAAAGAGAGAGCCUUUACACCAAGUGGGGGAUUGAUCUGAAUUCUAAGCAGCGAAGGCUGCAGCUAUCGCGUCGCGUCUGGACACAGACUGACAUGGAACAUGUGAGGGAAAGCGCAGGUCUUGUCGCAAAGCUGGUAGAUCAUCUGGAGAAGGGGCAGGUCAUCAAGGAGAUGUUUGGGUUGAGCUUCACACUGAACCCACGAUCUGACCGGAGAUCUUUCAGCUGGGUUGGUGCACGCUCCUAAGUCCUAACUGAGCAUUGCUGCAAUGAUGAUGAUGAUGAUACGAUGACUCGAUGUCCGCAUAGUGGAUAAUAUCUCUUAUCAGGAGAGGAGAUGAAUGAACUCAACCCAG
Molecule: messenger RNA, 2680 nt
Organism: Panicum hallii
Lineage: Eukaryota; Viridiplantae; Streptophyta; Magnoliopsida; Poales; Poaceae
Product: kinesin-like protein KIN-7J
Exons: 15
Coding region: 1-2571 (856 amino acids)
Biological process (GO): microtubule-based movement
Molecular function (GO): ATP binding; microtubule motor activity; microtubule binding
Source: RefSeq, a predicted model, not a curated record